AUGAAGCUCCACAUAAUUUUUCUUGUCCUCACAGCGUCCGCUUUGAGCACUGAAGCAAUUAGAAAUGGACAAAUCUGGCAAGACGCUCCUUAUAUGGCUCGUUUCGUUGUUAGUUUUGGAAUAACUAAUCUUGAAGCAGGUGGAUCAAUUUUUUCACAUCGUCACAUUCUCAUAACUGGUGUGUUUGCCGAUCCGGUACUUACUGUACCUAAUGUUUGGGUUGGAGGAUCAACGAGAACAACUCAAAGAGCUGUUGCAGUUCAAUCACGUGCUCGACAUCCCAACUUCUCGCUUUUCCCUCUGACUAACGAUAUUGGAAUCGUUACACUUAACGCUGAUCUGGUUUUCGAUAGAUUUGUUCGGCCAAUCGCAUUACCACCUCUUGGAACGUCAAUGAUUCCAUACGAUAACGAACAAGGAACAGCUUUAGGCUUUGGUGGAGUUCCUGGUGUUGCCAAUACAACAGAACAUCUUCAAGCUGCAUUUAUGAGAGCGACGACACCUGCAAGGUGCAAUUCAUUUUUCCAACAUUCAGUGGCACAACAAUUUUGUGCUGAAGACGCGCGUUUGAGAUCAGAAGUUUGUGUCGGUGAUAUCGGCGGUCCAUUUGUCGUUUUACGCCGUGGUGAAGAAGUUUUGGUUGGCGUUAUUUCGCUUGAUUUUUGUGAUGCUACCUUUCCAUCUGAGCCAGCUCUCUUCACAAGAGUGUCUGCGUACAGAACGUGGAUUAAUCAAGUGACAUCAGUGUGAUUAUGAAUUUUUUGAAUUAAAUGUUCAUAUUUUCAAUCUUUAUUCAAUUUUAAAUUUAUUAAAUAAUAAAAAGAAUUUUCAAUCAAAAAAGAUUAAAAGAUA
Messenger RNA from Clunio marinus, 852 nucleotides. NCBI's taxonomy places the organism in Eukaryota, Metazoa, Arthropoda, Insecta, Diptera, Chironomidae. The record is from the annotation of a GenBank genome assembly.